AAGGAAGCGCUCUAUGUUCCUGGGGGGGCUCCAUUAAGGGACGAACAGCGGAGACUAAGGGGGACUAUAAUCAGUGUUGCGCAUAUAGGUUUCUAUGGCUUCCCGGUGGAGGCAGCUGCUACAGUUAGGGAGAAGGUUGUGCGGCGUUGGUCCUCGGCUACUACUGGCUCCCCGACCGGCCAGGCUGCUGCACGCCACUGCUGUCGGUUGCAGUCCCCCAGGCUCCAGCCAGAGGCCUCCUCAGGGAAGAAGGGGAGGAGGUGGCCAUGGCGACAGAUGGGGGUCGGAGGGGGAAGAAGGAGAAGGAGAGGAAGAAGAGGAGGAGGAGGAGGAGGAGGAGGAACUGGAGGGAGAGGAGGAGCUAGUGGAGUCUGGGCUCCCCCCAGUCCCUCUGGGCGACCAGAAGGUCUUCAUUGUCCAUCCAGCUGUGAAGUGGGGGCCAGGGAAGCCUCAGCUGACCACAGCUGAACUGCAGCUAGCUGAAGCUGUUGCGCUUAUAAACACUAUUCAGAACUGGACAGUACUGGAUAAAAUAAUUCUUUCUACAAAAGUUCCUGACAAGAAAUUUAUCUUCGGCAAAGGGAACUUUCAACUUCUAACUGAAAAGAUUAAAGGCUUACCAGAUAUAUCAUCUGUCUUUGUAAAUGUGGAAAGACUAUCUCCUCUGACAAAGAAAGAGCUUGAAGAAGCCUGGAAAGUCACAGUGUUUGACAGAUAUUCAGUUGUCCUUCAUAUUUUCCGCUGCAAUGCUCGAACUAAAGAGGCAAAGCUUCAAAUAGCAUUGGCUGAAAUCCCACUACUGAGGACUAAUGUGAGAAAUGAGGUUGCUCAGCUGGAUCAGCAAAGAGGUGGUUCUAGAUACAUUAUGGGUUCAGGUGAAACUUUCAUGGAGUUGCAGCUUCGCCUCUUAAAAGAAAAAGAACUUAAAAUUCGAAAGGCCCUAGAGAGACUAAGAAGAAAAAGGAGCUUACUCAGGAAUCAGCGUAGGAAGCGUGAAUUUCCUACUGUUUCAGUAAUGGGCUACACAAAUUGUGGGAAGACCACUCUAAUCAAGGCUCUUACUGGGGAUGCAGGACUGCAGCCCCAAGAUAAACUCUUUGCCACAUUGGACAUAACAGCCCAUGCUGGCUACCUGCCAUCACGCUUGACAGUUUUGUAUGUAGAUACUAUUGGAUUUCUCUCUCAGUUGCCCCAUGACCUCGUUGAAUCAUUUUCAGCUACGUUAGAAGAUGUAGCCUACUCGGAUUUAAUUCUCCACGUGAGGGAUGUUAGCCAUCCAGAAACCAACCUCCAGAAAAAAAGCGUAUUAUCAGUUCUCAGAAAUCUUAAUCUUCCUAGCCAUCUACUGGAGUCAAUUAUUGAAGUUCAUAACAAAGUGGAUUUAAUAAAUCGGUACAAUCCCACUGAACCAAGCACAAUAGUCAUUUCAGCUCUCCUUGGACAUGGUUUAGAAGAGCUGAAAGAGGAAAUUGAGAAAAAACUCCUGAGAGUAACUGGGAAGAAUAUUCUAACCAUUAAAAUAAAUUUAUCUGGACCUCAGCUCAGUUGGCUCUACAAAGAAGCAACAGUGCAAGAAGUAGAUGUUGUUCCUGAAGAUGGCACAGCCAAUGUAAAGGUCAUCAUAAGCAAUUCUACCCUGGGAAAAUAUAAAAGAUUGUUUCCUCGAUCAAGUUACUCCUGAAAUUACGAAGGCAUGCUUUAUGGGAGAUAACCAUUUUUACAGGCUACAGAGUUACCACAAUAUUUUUGGUAGAGGCAAAAUGAGCAUGGCUCACUAGAGUACUGAUCUUCAUAUUCUGCUUCAAACAAACUACAGUAGUAUCUGCACCUAUAUAUAAAAUGGCAGUAUCUUUGAAAACUUAAUUGUCAAAUAUUGUGAGAAACAUCUAAUCUUGCCAUUCAUGGGGAAUUGCACAAAGGAAAUGGCCAAAGAUACUUGCUUCAUACCAUCCAGAACGUCAGAGAUUUUAAUUUACUGUGUAUUAAAAACAUUCAGUCUUGGACAACUAACAGAUCAGUUCACAUCAAUUAUGCAGAGUUACUUUUUCAUUAAAUAGAUCAUUUCCUUGGCACACAAUUUAUUUUUAAGCA
Molecule: messenger RNA, 2091 nt
Organism: Sceloporus undulatus (fence lizard)
Lineage: Eukaryota; Metazoa; Chordata; Lepidosauria; Squamata; Phrynosomatidae
Gene: GTPBP6
Product: GTP binding protein 6 (putative)
Exons: 10
Coding region: 95-1681 (528 amino acids)
Cellular component (GO): cytoplasm
Molecular function (GO): ribosome binding; GTP binding
Source: RefSeq, a predicted model, not a curated record